Messenger RNA from Adineta ricciae, 8118 nucleotides. NCBI's taxonomy places the organism in Eukaryota, Metazoa, Rotifera, Eurotatoria, Adinetida, Adinetidae. The record is from the annotation of a GenBank genome assembly.
AUGAAACGCAAUGCUCACACGGCAAAUUCUUCUUUAACCGAACCUGUUAAUAAUAAUUCGUCGAAACGUAGUUGUACACAAAAAGAAACUAAAAAUUGUGUUGCAAGCAAUUCAUCAACAGCAUCCUCAUCAUCUCUUGAUAACAUUUCAUGCUCGAUUGUUUCCUCGUCGACAUCUAGUGAGCUAUUAAACAUGGAAGAAAAUAUGGAAUCAUUAAUUGCGAUGGGUUUUACCAAUCGGGAACUAAAUCGUUCGGCACUAACGAAAGCGAAUAAUGAUAUCAGUGAAGCUAUCACUUACCUCACUAACCCAACCUAUACAAAUGACGAUGUGAUUAUUCCCAAUGAAUCACCACCUCCGCCGUCGAUUCCCGCAUUCAUCGGUCCACUUACAAAAGAACAAGUUGAUCAACAACAACAGCAACAACAACAUAUGGUUUCAUCUAAUAAUAAUUCAAGUAUCUCGUCAGAUGAUUUAUCAAUGACGAAUCCAAAUUCAUUCACUACGAAUGCUUUUCUUGAUUUGGAAACCAAAGUUUACGGAGAUAAUUGGUCAAUUCCUUAUAAACGUGAUGAAGUUCUUGGUCGCUGUUUAUUAUCCGCCACUAAACUCGCUCUGGCUGGCACAGCGGAUCAAGACGAACAUUGCAAGAAAUUCAUGGAGAUUCUUAUUCCAGAUGCUUUUCGCAAGUUACAAUGUUCACAUCAUGUGAAUAACUGGGGUGUUGAAGUUCAAUUAGGUGUUUUCGAUAUGGUGGAACUAUUAGUUGAUUUAAUCGCUGCUCGUCUCUCCUACACUCCCGUCCCUGUUCAAUUACUUGAAACUUUAGCUAUACUUUUCGAUCAUGAUUCUGUUUUUCAACGAAAACACAAGAGUAAACCUUACGAUCGUUUAUUAUAUGAUAAACAGCCAAGUGAACGUCUCUUGGCCAGUUCACCGCCAUCAUCGACCUUUUCCGUUUAUAAUCGAAAUGAACCUUAUGGUUGGCUAUGUCAAAUAAUAAAUCGUUUCGUCUCAAAAGACGGAAUACAAAAUUUGAAAAAACAAUUCAAAGCUGAUCAACCGUUGACUGCAUUAGAGUACAACGCUUUACUUUCACCUUUUGUUAACUGCAUGGAUUAUAUAGUUGUGGAUAAAUAUCGACAAUUAUUUAGUGAUCAUGUUGAACAAGCAUUAGAUUAUGUGAAGAACUUGAAAGAUGAAGAUUUCAAAGCGAAAUCAACCAAUUCGACGUUUGAGUUACUUUCAACUUUAAGAAAAAUCUGUUCUGUCGUCUGGAGUAGUCGUCUUGGACAAGUCGAGGAAUUACACCUGAAAUUACUACUAAAAAUGGUGGCAUUAUCAAAUUUCAACGCGAAAAUGAAUUCAUUAAAAGAAUUGGCUAAAAUUAUCGAGUGCUGCACAUCAAACAUUCAAAGUAUAUCAAAAGCAUCAAUCUCACGAGAUACUGUUAGCGAAUGGAUCAUAGAAUACUCAAUACUUUCCAAAGCAUUAGAAGGAAACAUUGAUCAAAAUCAAUAUGUGGAAAAAGUACGAACUCUAAUGGAUUUUAUUGCACCAAGAAUUUUGAAGGAAGAUAUUGAAACUAUAUGGCAAAUGCAACAUGGUCGUUCGUUAGUAGCAGUAGAUCAUCUGUUUACAUUGAUCGCUUCUGCUGCAGCAAAAUUCAAUCUUGAACAGCUCAAUCAUCUGAUUGAUCUUAUCUAUAACUCGUGGAAAACGGAAACGAUUCUUAUUCAAGAAAAACUUAUCGACUUACUUGGUUCUAUUGGUCGUGAAUGUCAAAAAGAUUCCGCUGCUCGUGUUCUAGAAGUCCUUUGGGAUAUGGCACAUGAAGAUCGUCUUAGUCGAUCCAUGCUGGAACAUCUCCUUCAUUGUCAUUUACGAGUAUUUAGCGAAGGUCGAUCACCUUACGAUGCAUUGAAACGUGACUACUGUCUGAAAUGUAUGACCGAUCUUCAACGUAAGCAAGGUUGGCUCGUACCGGCUAUCAAACAUCUCUACGAAUUACUACGUCAUGAUUCAACAAAUACCUUCAAACGUUCGGAACAAGAUCUGAUUUCGCUAUUAGUUAAUAAACAUGAUUUAAUCUCAGCAUUAAUUCAAAGCUUAUCAACAUGUCAAUUAGAUGUUUGGAAUAAAACGCAUGGAAAUGUUACGAUUGAUACGUUAGUUGAUGGUCGUUUUACACAUGAAGAAUCGAUUAAAACUCACUUAGAUUUGCUAUCAUUUUUAUUGAAAAAAGGCAAUCUUUAUUUAAUACUAAAACGCAGUGAGGAACUCUGGGAUACGUUGAUCAGCAAUGAGCAUGUUAGUUCGUUUGAUCAUGAGCUUGGUUUAAAUUGGUUUAUAACCUGUUCCGAAGAUCUCAAUCGUGAUUCUCAAUUAGCAUUAUUUGAAAAACGUGUGUCGAAACUCGAUCCAAUCCAUCUGACGCAAAAAGGUUACGCCUGCUUUAAAUUAUAUUUCGAACGAUGCAAUUUGGAACGAUGGAGUCAAUCGAGAAAUUAUAAUUACAGUUCGAGUACUUCAACGUCUUCCGACAAUGAAAUUCUUGAGUAUAAAUGCGUCGAUGAAUUGUGGAAUAUUAUUUUAUGCGUUGGGGAUGAUAAUCUUGCUAAUGAAGCAACACGCUUUCUUCUGGAUUUAUAUUAUUCGAAACAACCGAAUCGCACACGUCGUCCGGCUGCUCAAUCACUACAUGAAUGUUUCUUAAAAGAAGUUUAUACUCGUUUAAGCUCGCUGCUUCGUUCCGCUGUCCCACCGUCCGAUUGUUUAACGCCAAAACUCGAAGAAUAUUACAAAUCGUUACGAACUUACGGUGAACAGCUUGUUGUCAUAGAUCAUCCAAGCAAUCCUCAAACUGAAUCCAAUGUGAAAAUCGAUCAUAAUCUCUGGUUGCAAAAAAUCGAACGAUUGCUUAUGAUCACAGAGGAAUACAUUCAUGCUGUUGAACGUGAACGUUCUCCGACUGCACACAUAGCAUCAUUUCACGGUUUAGAAUAUCAAAUCAAAAUUGUUCUCGGCGAAUUGGGAAAAAACAAUUGUCCGUAUGACAUUGCAGUUGUUCAUUCAAACGAUACAUUAGAAAUGUUACGUAGUCGUCUUUCUACCCAUUAUAAAGUUUCUGCAAGUGAUAUUCAUAUCUCCAUACAAAAUACUCGACCAUUACCAUCAACAUACGAUCAUUUAAGUUCGAUAAAUAAUGCCAUUGCAUUACCAUCGAGUUCUUCGUCAACUUCACCAUCAUCGACGACAUCUUCGUCAACAAAUAACACCGUUCUUGGCUCCUGGCUGAAUAAUAAAUAUCUAUAUCAAGUUCACAUCUCACCGGGUACAACAGUAUACAUCAAAUUUCUCGGCAGUUCAUCAAAUCAACUCAUCAAAGUAAAUAAUUCCGAACCAGUUCGUCUCUACUUGACGCAUGCAGCACAGAAUCUUGAUAGUGACCACUUAACGCCUUCAAAUAUGAUUAGCGAGAAUCUGAAAGUCUAUGACAUUCUCUACAAACUGUCUUAUUUGAAUAAAAAGAAUAUUCACAAUCGUAUACGAAAUCUUCUUCGUUUAAUGCUAUCGGACAUCCGUAUUGUUGAUUUACUUGAUCUAAUUUCAACUCGCGCCGCCAAUGCGUGCAUUAACGAACGUCGACAAUCGAAUGAAAAUGUGAAUAACCAACAAAUUAAUCCGAAACAAGCGAUCGAACAUGUUUUUAAUUUCGAUGAUAGUAGUCUAAUCAAAAUUCUCUACAAUCUCGAAAUCCUAUCAAGUAAAAUCUCGCCUCUCGCGAGUAACAUCGGAACUAAACAAAGUUCGAAACUAUUUCGACAGGAUUUUAUCGAACAAUCCGGAGUGGAAUUUCUCUUCAAAUUACUUCAAUCGUUAAAUCAUUUUAUUCACGAUGAUUAUCAAUAUUCUCUGUGCGAAGAAAUGACCAUACUGAUUCUGCAGUUAAUUCAAUUAUUAUUAUGCGGAACUAAUGCAAAUCAAACUGAAGAAGUUCACUUGUCUCGGCCGACAUCGCCCGUUGCUGUUUCAGCUAAUGAUAAUGUAAUGGACACAAUUGACUUUGACUUUCAAGCAACUGUCGAACAUCUACAAUUCGAAGAAUUCGUUGGACAAGUUAAACAAUUGAUAUUCUUGUGUUGGGCAGCAGCAGCUGGAAAUAUUCGUUUGCAAGAGCAGAGUUUAACGAUCAAAGAGCAAGUGAAAUUAGAUCGUCAUGUUUUGUUACAGCAAAUCAAUGCGAAUGUCUUCUCGAGAAAUAAUAGUAAAAAUUCCUCGUCAAGUGAUUCAUCUGUGAAUAAUAAUGUUCAACAAACCGUUCAGUUUGGAAUCUGUGUGAAGAAAGAUUCAAUUUUACCUUUGGAUAGUGAGAUAGCCGAGAAAAUCAUCGAAAUCAUUAUGUUUUGCUUCGAGAAACGUCCGGAAUUUAUCGCCACCUUUCUUGUUCAACCGUUUUUCGCCGAUUUUCUUCUGGAAAUCUUAAUCAGCACCAGUUCGCGUGAAGUACGUCAGUGCGCAUUACGUAAUAUCAUUCGUUUGUGUAAAAUUCAAACAUCCGCCUGUGAUAUUCGUGCUGUCAUUCAUCAAAUCAUCUUGAAAGCACGAUUACCACUGUGGGCGACAUCGAGUGCAGGUGCUCGAGGGUCAAAUCAAAAACUAUUAGCCCAAUCGGUUGAAUAUUUCGAUAUACGUUGUCAACUAACCGAGAAUUUAUCGAAAGAAAUGCAGAAACUACUAAAAAUUGAUGCUAAACAAAUUUUAACCAAUGAAUUUAAUUGGUUAUCAACCUACACCGUCUCAUCCACAUCGAAUGAGUUACGUGGAAUCGAUAAUAUUCUAUUCAUGGGUCAUUUAAGAUUUAUCCGGACAUUAUUGACAUGUGAUAAUAUAAAUAAAAUCGAAUUUGGCCGUGAUUUUAUUCCUUUGCUGAUUGAACAAUUUCUAUUUCCAGCUUCGAAAAGUAUGUCGUUAACGAUAGCAGCAACGAAUACUGAAAACGAUUCCGUGGAUGACGCUGUGCCCGAGCCGAAAUGUUCGACAAGUGAAAGUCGGUUAGCAGCAUAUGAUGUUCUCGUUGAAUUAGUACGCAAUUGUCGGUCGAAUUUGAAAACUGUUGUGGAGGAUUUGAUUAAACUUCAUCAUCGAGCUAUACUUGAAAAGCAAACGGAAUGGGAGUUCAUGCCACAAGUGAAUCCUCGUGCUUCUUGUGGUCUGGUCGGCCUUUACAAUGGUGGUGCAACAUGCUAUAUGAAUUCUAUUCUUCAACAGUUGUACAUGUUACCACAAAUCUCUGAACAUAUUCUAAGUGUUCAAGAUGACCUGGAGAACGGUAAUGACUCGCAUAAGAAUGGUGAUUCGGGUUUGUUUCAUCAACUUCAACAAGUUUUCGGACAUUUGAUGGAAAGCAAAAUGCAAUACUAUUCACCAGAAGCUUUAUGGAAAGUAUUUCGAUUGUGGGGACAGGAAAUCAAUAUCCGUGAACAACAAGAUGCAUUCGAUUUCUUUACAGCGAUGACGGAUCAAAUCGAUGAAUAUUUGAAAAGCAUGAAACAAGAAGAAGUCUUUCGAAAAAACUUUGAAGGCAUUUUUUGUAAUCAAAUGAUAUGUACCAAUGGUUGUCGACAUCGUUAUGAAGGUGAAGAACGAUUUAUGGCAUUAAACGUCGCUGUUAAAGUCGAUUCACUGAAUGAAUCUUUGAACCAAUUUGUCAAAGGUGAAGUCUUAGAUGGAAAUAAUGCUUACUUUUGCGCCAAAUGUCAAGAGAAGCGAACGACAAUCAAACGAUUAUGUAUUAAAAAGUUACCACCUCUGUUAUGCAUCCAAAUGAAACGUUUCGGAUUCGAUUGGGAAAACAAUCGUGCAUUGAAAUUCGAUGAUUACUUCAAAUUUCCAUUAGUACUCAACAUGGAACCGUACACAUUAGAUGGCGUCAACAAACGGGAAAGUUUUGUAGAACACGAAGAUACAACCAAUAACGAAAACUUAAUUAAUUCAUCAGUAUUGAACACAGAUGAGAAUAAAUCUUUACCACGUACGACUGGUAAUCUAUCGAAUGGCAUGCCAACAAUCAAUUAUGAAUUAAUCGGUAUUGUUAUUCAUUCGGGCCAAGCCAAUGCAGGUCAUUAUUACUCAUUUAUAAAAGAUGUUCGCCGUCGUCAUUCGAAUAAUACGAAUCAAUGGUACCGUUUUAACGAUACCUCCGUUGAGGAAAUUCAAUUAACGGAGCAAAUGCUCGAAGAAGAAUGUUUCGGCGGAACGUUUCGCGUACAAAAAGAUAACAAUAAUUCAACAGAAGAACGCACACGAUUUUGGAAUGCUUAUAUGCUUAUCUAUCAAUGUAUUGAACCAUCGAAACUACUUCCGCCACCUGCUCCUGUACCUUCAUCACCGAGUGGUGCUCGUUCAUCGCGUCACAUACCAGGAUCAGCUGUUCGCGUUCAUCGUCCUAAUCAACGCGAUUCAUUAUCUCAAUUGGCUGAUUUGGUCGUUCGAAGUGAAAAUACGGAUUUGUUCAAAAUUGAAAAACCUCUCAUUCCAUCGCGUGUUCUUGCCUGCGUUAAAGAUGAAAAUCUUGAGUUUCUCAAGAAUCGCGACACAUACUGCGAAGAUUAUUUUCAAUUCAUUUACAAAAUAUGUAAUAUAUGUUUCGCUGAUAUUAAUCUUCCACUCGACAUGGAAAUGAUCGAGGAUGACAGUGACGAAACAUCAUAUGACUUAUGCACCAAAUUAGCAUUGAAUUUUCUUUUUAAUACUCAUCUCCGAACGCACCGUCGUCUACGUAAAGACUCACUUCAACAAUGGGUACAAUUGCUAGCACGUCUGUUUAACAAAAAUCCAACGUCAUGUGAAAUUUUCUAUCAAUUGUUACAUGAACGAAAAGAAAAUGGAUUGAAAUUAUAUCUACUCGAUUGUCCGAUCGAAGAUAUCCGUUAUACAUUCGAACAAAUCUGUGAACAAGUUUUACAAGCAACAUAUCUACAUUUAAUAGAAAAAAAUGCGCAAAUUCAAGCGACUAAUCUCAACGAUAAUCAGGAAACGUUGAUCAUCAAUGUUGGCUAUCAAUUAUCGUCUCUAAUGAAACAAUUCAUUGAACAAUUGAUAUCUCUCUUCGAUAAGUCAGUUGUUGAACAGGUUAAGCAUUCACAAGCAUUCUUCCAACUGAUUCAUUCGUACAUCAGAAUCAAUCAAGAUGCCAUCGAUUACCUGUUACAGUUGAACACAUUUUCACGUCUGAUGACUUUUCUGCUAGGAGACAAUAUCGAUGCACGACGUUGGAAUUCCGGUCAAGCGAAAGAAUUCGGAAUAAUACACGAAAUCAUUGCCACAUUAGUUCUAGCUUGUAAUUUAACUGCUGAUACGUUCGAUGAAAAGCAAUUACAAUUGAAAAAUCAUAUGAAAACAUACUUUCAAGGCAAAUGGGCAGCGCGAUAUUUGAAAGAGAUCUGCUAUGCGUUCCAAGAAGUCUCGCCGUCACAAUUAGUGCGUACAAUACAUUUAAUGGAGAGUUUAGCAUUCAAUAAUGAAUUCUUUUCCGAACAACUGAUUCGAAUUAUCUUACAAUCGAUCGCCCAAGCGCAUACGAAUGAUAUGAAAUCGUUAUUUAACUUUCUGAGUCAUAUUUUAUUAAUCGAAGAUUCUCUGCAAAGCAAACGAAUUCAAUUAGCAUUCGCAGGUGUCAACGCACAGAGUAAUGGGGACAACUUUCAGAUAUUCAAUGGUUUGUAUUCACUCAUUCAAAUAAGCAUCGAAAACGAACAACGUCGAGCUUAUCAAGCAGUAAAGUUUCUUAUUAAUUUAUCGAACAGAAGUAAUGCAUGCAAAGAAUAUUUUUCUUCGACUGCUGAUCAAUGGGAAUUCGCGAUCAAUUGGUUGAAACAGCAAAUGCAAACAUCAUGGCAAUGGUCACCCGCACAGAAUGUGUCCAAUGAAGAUACUGAUACGCGAUCAUUUCAACGUACACGUAGUGCGCAAUUCACUUUAGAACAAGCUCAGUCUCUUCUUCAACAAACAACAGCAAUAACAUCGCCAACAGCAAACAAUGAUGUGUCAACAAGUGAAGCCAUGGACUUAAAUGAUACUCCGAAUCAACUCUCGGCUAACAUCGAGGUUGAUUGA